AUGUGUACACCGUCAACCUCGAAGCAACCAGCGUGCGGAUGGAUUGUGCCACCACGUAUUGAUGAUUUCUCAACAUAUGUGUUCCUGGUGCUUCCCACUGGACGACUGAUCCCAGGCAAGGCCACUAUUGGGGGCAACUCCCUCGCCUUUUUGGCCAUGGAAACCCAAUCUUACAGCUAUUCAACCAACUUCUGCUCUAACUCUAGCCAUACAUCCCUCUUAAACCUCUACUGCAUAGAUUGUGUAACCGUUCAUUCAUGCUUAGAAGAACCCAGAUUUCAGCAUGACGAGCUUAUCAUUCUGCGAGCCUUAGGUGUAGCCCCUGAUGAUACGACUCUUUCAGCGAUUAAUGCUGAGUUUAAGGCUCAUAAAGGCCGGGUUAAAGACGAGUCUUGCCCGCUAAACUUCUAUCACUGCUUUGGGGCUAUCAACCCCUGCCGCUCCAAGAAAACCAAGUACAGAGUGCUCAAUCUCUCCUUUCUACGUAAAAUAAUCAGCUACCGAUCUAGCUACCUACUUUCAGACAACUGCAAGGUUAAGUCCAACAGUUUUCUUAGCUCGCCAAUCUUGAUUGAUCGGUUUUCACAACUGGUGACAGCUCGAAGCGGUGUACACAGAUACCUGAAAAUUCGAUUAUAUGACGAAUCAGUGUUAAUCUUUUUUGGUCUGCCUCGCAAGAUAGAUGCCCUAAUGAACCAACUUAAUAAAACUUUACUUAGUUCACAUACCCUACAGGUUGGUAAAAAGAUUUCAACGUGGGAGCCCCGAAAAACUUCGUUGACAGCCUAUUUUCCAAACGCCACGGAGGUGGUUCCCUCUCAAAAUACUGAAACCCAACAUACUUCCAAAGAUGGUGGUCACAAUAAAGGCGAAAGCAAUCACGAUUUAGGAAGUAACUUUUCUAUUGUAACAAAUAGGCGAGAUCCGUCCCUGCCUAUAAUAAGGUCUGCAUCUCAAAUUGCCAUCUCCACCAGUCUCGAGUACACAGGAGAGCACGAGGUAUCGCAUGCAGAGACCGAGAUGACACACGGUGCAUCUUCAAUGAGCCACAUCCCCUCCUUUGUAUCCGCACGCAGUGCCAGUAUAGGACCUAGAACAGUCAAGUUUCAAAGUCCCGUGGAGACAUCUAUGGUGAAGGCAGAGCCAGAUAGGUUCAACAUAGGAUUUCUCUCGCAACCCAAUCUUGACCCCAUAAGUCAAGGCUUUGGGACUAAGCACGGUAAACAGGCUUCUUUCUCGGGAAAACACUUUCCAACAGAAGGAUCAAGUCAUGUCUCAUCUGUGCAGGAAUCACAGUCUUCGGACACCAUCACAGAGGACAGCAACCAGGACAACGUAAGGGGGCCAACAAAUUAUUUAAGUUCGUCCGGAACAGAAGACUUUACAAUGUAUGUCUACGAACCAUGCCUUGAUGUCGAUUCGGAGAUUCUCCGCCGCAGGUGUCGUAAAUUUAGAAGCAAGAAGCUCGUUACCAUGACAGCAAGAGAAAAGGCUAUUAUCCAAGCAGAUAGCAAUAGUAUUCUUUCCUAUAUGACCAGCAAGACAGAAAAGGAGGCUAAGCGAAACAUAUAUGAUAAGAAGUACAGUAGCUCCUCCAAACCUCUGUGGCCUGGUACCUCAGAUUCGGUAUAUAUCAGUUUAAAGCAAUUCUGUGCAUCGUCUAAGACCAGAGAGAAACAGUUUUUCAAAUCGAUAGACUCAAAGUUAUGGAAAACGCCUGAAGACAGUAUAGCAAAGCAGCGCCAUAAGAACAAGGAUCUCAGUGACUCCGACCUGGCCAUUGAUCUUCCAGUAAUGUCGCUGCUUCAAGUAAGACCAUCGAAACAUAUGCGCAAGUCCUUUUCGCGUGAAAAUAUUGAGAGUCUUCAGCAGGGGAUAGAAUCGCUUAACGAUAUGCUGAAGCACGACAGUAUUGUGGUGGGAUCCAGUAUCAUGCAGACAGUUUAUAACACACACAAGACAAGAAAGGGGGCACCAAUCAUACCAACAAAUCGAGGUGCCCACGGGAUCCUCUCAAUAGAGCGCCAGACCCUUGAAAGGGGUCUUGCAGACGUAAUAAAAGAAUGCAUGGACGCUAUCUGCCUUCAAAUAACGAACAGCGAUAUCCGAAAGAGCUUGGAGAUUGAGCGUAUGCGCCGAGGCUCCCUGGAGUACGUAUCAGAUGGUAACCUCGUUGUGGAGAGCAGUAGUUCUCGUAUUGACGAUAGCGACAAUGACUCGGCUGUUAAUACCCGUGUCGUGGGAGGCUUUUCCCUCGCAAUGCUUUACUUUGAUCCAGAACGAGAUGUGGAUACAACAUCUAAGUCUCUUUGUAUUCGCCAGCUGGCCGCAGCAAGUGCCUGUUCUAAUCUGACCUCACAUGGCAUGACCUGUAAUAUAACCAAUUCAACAACCAAGACAGGCGAUGGAGUCUUCCAACUGGAUCGUAGGUCUAAGCUCUUAACAACGCCUUUGAUAAAAGAACUUCUGGUGCACUUACCUCCUGAGUACCAUUCGAUGGGUACCUCAAUCAGCAAGUACAAAGUGGCAGUCAUAUAUAGUAUGAACUUCGACGGAAGGCACCUCUCACAUCUCUAUGCAGCAAUGAACAAGUGUGCUCGAGGAGAUAUUCACGUCGGUUCUCCCAGCUCCACGCAGAGAUUGGUUUAUGACACUGCAUCCCUUCUCCUUAUCCAGACUACUAAUAUGCAGGUAUGCGGUGUCUUCAUGACACAGCCUGUAGGCAUGAUUGGAAUCCCUAACGGGACCUCUGAUAACUUUGUGUUUUCCCACGAGACGCGAGGCUCUGUAGAAGACUCGAGUCAAGCAACAAAGGUCUAUCAUACGACUGGAAAAAACACCAUAUUCCAAGUUAGACAAGAGGAAAUGCUGACCUUUGGUGCUGGGGGUGGAAGCGCUGUAGUUCUUUAUGGAGACAUGUAUUAUGCUCAGACAGGUCAGUCGGAGACAUAUGGAAAUGACUUCUUAUUUUCUGGAGAAGACUUUCCUCGGUUUAAGAGGCAGCAAGUAUUAAACGUUGAGCUUCUUUCUUUUAUUCGUUUAAAGAAUAAAUAG
Giardia duodenalis is the source of this 3054-nucleotide messenger RNA. Its product is annotated as TLD domain-containing protein. The transcript has a single exon. Bases 1 to 3054 code for a protein of 1017 amino acids. The record is from RefSeq and is a predicted model, not a curated record. NCBI's taxonomy places the organism in Eukaryota, Fornicata, Diplomonadida, Hexamitidae.